Messenger RNA from Ficedula albicollis (Collared flycatcher), 1505 nucleotides. RefSeq names its product chromosome 3 open reading frame, human C6orf120 (gene C3H6orf120). NCBI's taxonomy places the organism in Eukaryota, Metazoa, Chordata, Aves, Passeriformes, Muscicapidae. The transcript has 2 exons. Bases 16 to 633 code for a protein of 205 amino acids. The record is from RefSeq and is a predicted model, not a curated record.
GCUGAUGAGAAUUUCAUGGAGUCCAGCAAGAGUUGCACACGGGCCACAGGAAGAAUCCAAAUACAACUGAAGACCAUGGCAACACACUGGAGACGAAUCCUGACAGUAUUUGUGACAGCUCAAGUACUGUUUGUGGUAAAUGCCUUUGAGGAAGAGGACGUACCGGAGGAAUGGAUUCUUCUUCACGUUGUCCAAGGUCAGAUUGGAGCAGGGAACUACAGCUAUUUGAGACUAAAUCACGAGGGAAAGAUCGUUCUUCAGAUGCGGAGUUUGAAAGGUGACGCAGACUUGUACGUGUCCGAUGUGACACUGCACCCCAGCUUCGACGAGUACGAGUUACAGUCGGUAACCUGCGGCCAGGACGUGGUCCACGUGCCUGCACACUUCCGCCGCCCCGUGGGAAUAGGGAUUUACGGCCAUCCCUCUCACCUGGAGAGCGAGUUUGAAAUGAAGGUGUACUACGAUCGAACGGUUGUACAGUACCCCUUCGGUGAGGCUUCUUAUAACCCUGAGGAGAUGGAGGCACACCAGAAAUAUUCACAGUCUACAGAAGAUGAAUCUCAGGAUGAGGAGUCUGUUUUCUGGACAAUACUUAUUGGAAUCUUGAAAUUAAUACUUGAAAUCCUUUUUUAAAUUGAUACACACUGGACUUAAGUCACACUUCAUCCUUUGAAAUUGGUAUGAGUUACUCGCUGUAAUAUUUAAUACUCACUAUGUUUCCUGAAGAGAUAUUCAGGUUACAUUUCCUAAACCAGAAAGGAAGUGGGGAGAAAAAGCCAUAUUUAAUUUUAUACUGUAAAUCCUCCCCAAUACAUAAAAUGAGCAGCCAGCACAGUAUUUGCAGUGCUUUUCAGAGAUCAGGGCUUAAAAAUGAAUGUAUAGUUGGGAUCUUGUUAAAUUCACUUAAAAUAGGUGCUUAGAAAAAUCAAUUCCAAUUCAGUAUUUUCUAUUGUUUUUUAUAAAGACAAAUGAAUAAACUGCUGCACUUCAGCCCCCCUCUCAAUUUAGAGCAUAUUUAAAAAUAAAACCUGCUUCUUUUCUGGGCAAACAUCUCCAGUAAAACUGAUCAGCAACGUGUUAGAGAGUGUUAAUGAAGUUGAGGAGCUUAGAGUGAAGGAAGAAGAAAACAAUCAAUCACCUAAGGGAAUAGAUGGUCUGUAUUUUGACUGCGUGUGCUCUACAUCACUUCAGCCACCUGUGAAACAGAGGGUGGUCCAGUCACUCAUCACCACUACGAAUCCAUGACCUGAACAAGCGCAUGUUGCUUCUUUGCUGUUACUGCAGGGAGAGGGAACCUUCAGCUGUUGUUACUUGUCAAUAUCACAUUUUCAUCUCUCAUUAAGAACAACACAGCAUAUAGGUAUCUCAAACUUGAGAGGUGCUUUCUUACACUUCCCUUGAUAGCUUUUUGUGAUUGAUAUUUUUUUCAAGCACAUAUUUAUGAAUGUCAUUAGCUUGCAAGGAAAAUUUCUGCCGAAAGGGAUUUUGUAAGAAGGUCAUCUCAU